Molecule: messenger RNA, 897 nt
Organism: Mesocricetus auratus (golden hamster)
Lineage: Eukaryota; Metazoa; Chordata; Mammalia; Rodentia; Cricetidae
Product: vomeronasal type-1 receptor 4-like
Exons: 2
Biological process (GO): G protein-coupled receptor signaling pathway
Cellular component (GO): membrane
Molecular function (GO): pheromone receptor activity
Source: RefSeq, a predicted model, not a curated record
AUGGUUCCUGAAAGUUUUUCAAUGGGGAUGUUUUGCUUGUCCCAGACAGUUGUGGGAAUUCUGGGUAACUGGUCAAUUUUGUUCCAUCAUUUUGUAUCUUUAUUCACUGGAAAGUAUCUGAUGCCCAAAGAUGAGAUUUUAAAACAUCUGACUCUAGCCAACUCACUGUCGAUUAUCUCAAGAGGAAUUCCUCAGACAAUGGCAUUGUUUGGUUUAAAAUCCUUCCUGGAUGACAUUGCAUGUAAAGUUAUUGUCUACACUAAUCGAGUAUCCCGAGAGAUUUCUUUACAUGCCAUGUGCCUCUUGAGUUGUUUCCAAGUGAUCACAAUCAGCCCCAGCAACUCCAAGUGGAUGAAGCUUAAACAUAGAGCCACCAAGUAUGUCGGUCCCUCAUGUUCACUCAGCUGGCCUGUAUACCUGCUUCUAAACAGCAAAAUUGCUAUUAGUGUGAUUGGCGUUAAUACCAACAUAAAUUUCACAAGGAAAUUCAAUACGGGCUACUGUUCCUCAUUUGAUUCUGGUGGCAACCCAAUAUUUUUAUUUUUGAUCUGUUUUAUUGAUGUUCUCUAUCUGAGUGUCAUGGCCUGGGCCAGUGUCUCCAUGGUGAGCAUCCUCAACAGGCACAGGAAGCAGGUACAGUACCUCCACAGUGACACCCAUUGCCUCAGAGUCUCACCUGAAGCCAGAGCCACCCAAUCCAUCCUGAUCCUAGUGUGCACCUAUGUCACCUUCUACUCAAUGUCAUUCAUUCUGAUUAUUUAUUCAGUGUUCUUUGAUAAACCAAAGCUGUGGUUGGUCAAUAUUCUUACAUUUCUUGAAUCAUGCUUCCCCACCUUUUGUCCCUUCUUACUCAUCACCAACAACACGUCUUUUUAUAAGAUCUUCCUCCACUGCUGG